This is a messenger RNA of Bradysia coprophila, 1787 nucleotides long. Its product is annotated as putative inorganic phosphate cotransporter. NCBI's taxonomy places the organism in Eukaryota, Metazoa, Arthropoda, Insecta, Diptera, Sciaridae. Gene Ontology annotation, biological process: monoatomic anion transport; transmembrane transport. The record is from RefSeq and is a predicted model, not a curated record. Gene Ontology annotation, molecular function: transmembrane transporter activity. Gene Ontology annotation, cellular component: membrane.
CGGUCUGUUCGUUCAGACUGUUUCGAUGAGCGAUCGGAAACGGUUCACAAUUUUUCUUUUUUCGUGAUUGGGUGAUUGUUAUCGAACAAUAUUUGGAACAAAUUUUGAAUAUCGUCACGAUAAUUAAACGUUUUGAGUGUUCUAACUGUUGCACGCGAGUCUGUGAUAUAUUUGCUCUGUGUCAAUAUUGAAUAAAUAAAUUUAACCAUGUUAACGGGUUGGCGGAAGACAUUGUCGAAAUUUUUCAUAAUCCCACAUCGACUGAUUGUGUCGACAAUGGGAUUUCUGGCUAUUAUGUUGGCCUACACCAUUCGCACGUCAUUGUCGUUGUCAAUAACGAAAAUGGUUAAAAGUCAUGGCCACAGUGCUUCAGCUGAGGAAUGUCUUGUCGAAGAUAAUGGUACGCCUGGUGACAGUAAACCUGGCGGGGACUUUGAUUGGUCGGAAGAACUACAGGGUGUAAUUUUAGCCUCUUUUUACAUUGGUUACGUUAUCACUCACGUUCCCGGUGGAGUAGUAGCAUCGAGGUAUGGCGGAAAAAUUACACUUCUCGUCGGUAUGACUGUAGCGGCAUUCUUCACCCUCAUUACACCCGUCUGUGUUGAAAGUGGCGGUGCUGCAGCUUUGAUCACCCUGCGAAUAAUUAUAGGCCUUGGCGAAGGAUUAAUUUUUCCAUCAUGCAAUGCACUGUUAGCAGCUUGGGUUCCAUUGGCUGAACGAAGUAAAAUGGGUACUCUAACAUACUCUGGAGCUCAGAUCGGUUCCAUAUUUGGGUCACUAGUAUCUGGUGCUCUCCUCAGCGCGUACGAUGGAUGGGCAUCGGUGUUCUACUUUUUCGGUGGAAUUUCAUUCAUUUGGAUUGUAAUCUUUGCACUAAUAUGCUACAAAGACCCAGAUUCUCAUCCGUUCGUCAGCGAUAAAGAGAAGGAACAUUUGGAGAGAGAAAUGGGACAAAUAGAACGAGAUAAGAACCGAGCCGUACCAUGGAGACAUAUACUCAGCAGUCCUGCUGUUAUUGCUUUGAUUUUUGCACAGCUGGGACACAAUUGGGGAUUCUUCAUUAUGGUAACCGAUCUUCCGAAGUAUAUGAACGACGUUCUUAAAUUCUCGAUCAAAGAAAAUGGAUUCUACAAUGCGCUUCCUUACCUUGCUAUGUGGAUCGUUGCUCAAUUGACCGGGUUUUUGAGUGAUUUCAUAAUUGCAAAAAGAUACAUGUCGAUAACGAACGUCAGAAAAUUCUUCACGAUCUUGGCUGCUGUUGGACCUGGUUGCUUUAUAAUUGGUGCCUCUUAUGCGGGCUGCAACAAAUUUGUGGUUGUGGCUCUAUUCACCAUUGGCAUGGGCUUCAUGGGAACUUUCUACUCGGGUUUGAAAGUCAAUAAUUUGGAUCUCGCACCAAACUUUGCUGGUGUCAUAAUGGCGAUAACUAAUGGAGUCGGAGGUAUCAAUGGAAUUUUGGCACCGUACAUUGUCGGAGUCCUAACACCGAAUUCUUUGAUGAAUGAAUGGCGCAUUGUAUUCUGGACAGCUUUCGUAAUAUUUGCGCUAACAUCAGUUAUCUAUGGUAUAUGGGCAUCGGGUGAGUUGCAACCGUGGAAUAAUCUGGAAAAAGAGACACUCGCGGAGGGUGGCGACGUUAGUAACAAAAGUGUGGAAAAUGUGAAAGAAAAGUUGGAAGAGCUCGACAAGGGCGAAGAAAUUACGCAUGAAGAGAAAAGUGAUUUCAGUUCGAAUGACUCAAAGUUGAAGGAAUAAAUUUUAAGUUUAGUUUUAAAGUGCCAAAAAUG